Messenger RNA from Stegastes partitus (bicolor damselfish), 5628 nucleotides. RefSeq names its product zinc finger protein 148 (gene znf148). The record is from RefSeq and is a predicted model, not a curated record. Lineage: Eukaryota; Metazoa; Chordata; Actinopteri; Pomacentridae. Bases 92 to 2617 code for a protein of 841 amino acids. Gene Ontology annotation, molecular function: RNA polymerase II cis-regulatory region sequence-specific DNA binding; DNA-binding transcription factor activity, RNA polymerase II-specific. Gene Ontology annotation, biological process: regulation of transcription by RNA polymerase II. The transcript is spliced from 6 exons.
UUUAUAUUGGUCACGAACACCUUUCAGUGAACAUUUGUUUUGGUGGACUUAAUUAUUUUAUCAUUAAUGUUUGUUGUGAUUGGUAUGUUGAAUGUUUAACAUUUUUCCUGGUAACAUCCCCCCUGAUGUCCUUGUUUUCACAGACUCAAGAACUACUCUAUGUAAGAUGAACACUGAGGACAAGUUGGAAGGUAUGCUGCUGAAGUGCAGCAGUGGAGGGAUCGAUGGAGGAGGGCGAGACGGCCUGGGCGGCGGAGGAGGACUCGUGGUGAUGACCCUCGGGGAACGGUCGCUGGCCAACCACCCUCUGUUGGCUGAGGACGAUGACGACGAAGACGACGACGAGGAUUUGACCGAGAGCUCGCUGGUCACUCACGACCUGGUCCCUCCGGAGCAGCUGAUGAUGCAGGAGGACAUUACCAAGAAUGGUGGAGGAGGAGGAGGAGAAGAGGAGGGAGGAGGCGAGGUGGGAGUGCAUUUCCCCCUAAAACUCACCAAUAAGUUGCCCUGCUUGCUUCAUAUGCCAUUGAGCAUCAAGCAGGAACUGAAACUGUCUGAGCCAGCGGCCCAUAUAAAGAAGGACAAAAAAGCAAUUAAGGACCUGAUGGUGUGUCCCAAGAAGAAAAAGAGGAAGCAGCGCUCACCAGCAAAGAUUCUCAGCAUCAAUGACGAUGGAUCACUGGGCAUACCAAACCCCAAAUGUCACGUCUGUGUUCACUGUAAUGCUGCGUUCAGAACAAACUACCAUCUGCAGAGGCACGUCUUCAUUCACACUGGUGAGAAGCCAUUUCAGUGCAGCCAGUGUGACAUGCGCUUUAUUCAGAAAUAUCUUCUCCAAAGACACGAGAAGAUCCACACUGGUGAGAAGCCUUUUCGCUGUGACGAGUGUGGGAUGAGGUUCAUCCAGAAGUACCACAUGGAGAGGCACAAGAGGACUCACAGCGGAGAGAAGCCCUACCAGUGUGACUACUGUCACCAGUACUUUUCCAGAACGGACCGGGUUUUAAAGCACAGACGAAUGUGUCACGAGAACAGAGAGAGAAAGACGAGCAAGACCGCCGGUAAAGUCGGACCUUUGCGCGAAACGGAUUCUUUAGGGGCCCCCUUUCUUGCCAAAGAGUGUUCACUGCCCAAGAAAAAGCGACAAAAGUGUGCAGACAAGAGUUCAGGCGCUUCCACCGCUGCCCCGCCGGACGGGCACACGUUCGCAGUCGUAGAAGCCGAGGAGAAAGAGGAUCAGAGGCAGAAUAAAAUCGAAGGUCUGUCUCUGUACGCCGUGUCCUCCAAAGUCAAACACGAGUACGUGAUUGCCGACUACUCUGUAGAACUUCCCGAAGAGACGACCAGCCAACACCAAGAGGGCGACGUGUCAUCAGAAGAAACAACUCCGCCCAAACUAGUCCUGAAGAAAGUCCCCAAGAGGAGCCUCAAACAGGCCAGCGAACAAACUCCCCCCUGCUUGUCCACGUUGUCCUCCUUUGUGGAAAACAGCAAGGUUACUCAGUACACCUUCGAGAUCGUGGACAAGCAAGGCCUGUUAGACGUGGAGGCCAACACUGAGCUCGAGUCGGUUGAAACUCUGCAGGGAGGACCAACGAAACCAGCAGCCAACAGCACAAACUACGACGACGCCAUGCAGUUCCUGAAGAAGAAACGUUACCUGCAGGCUGCCAUGACCAACAACAGUCGGGAUUACGGCCUGAACACGAGCAGCAUCUCCUCUCAGCCGCCUGUUACGCAAACAGUGGUGUCGACCGUCAUCGAUGAAACUGUCCCCGCCACCAUCCUGGAGCCGCAGCCAAUCAGCACAGAGAUUAAGACAACUCAUGACAAGAAUGUAUUGCCUGACGAGGUUCUUCAGACGCUGUUGGAUCACUACUCCAACAAAGCUAACGGGCAAUCAGACAUUACUUUCAGCGUGGCGGACACAGAGGUGACCUCAAGCAUAUCUAUCAAUUCCUCCGAUGUGUCAGACAGCAGCCCCGUGGAGAGCCUCGGCGUGUCCAGCGCCCAGGCUCAGCCGCCUACUGAGAAAGUCAGCCUUUUGCAAGAAUACUCCAAAUUUCUCCAGCAAGCUCUGGAGAGGACCAGUCAAAACGACAGCUACCUGACCAGCCAGAGCCUCAGCCUGGUCUCUGAAAACCCCACGUUAGCUGGACAACCUCUGUUCUCCACUGAAAAACAGUUUCCUUCCCCCAGCAGGUUCAAAUCAGGGAUGAGCUCUCCGCUUAGGUCCACUUUAGAGAAACCUCACUUUGGAUUACUCGUCGGGGACUCCCAGAACUCGUUUUCAUUUUCAGGUGAUGAGACCACCCCUCCCUCUGCAGUGUCCCCGGCUGAGGAGGACUUUCUGGAUCAGGUCUCGCCCUCCAAAAAGACCGACGCGUCACAAGGGAUACUGCAGACUUUCCAAAUAAGCUCCUUCGAUCAGAACUUCAAAUCUCAUUUCCAGACGUCCAGAUCUGGAUCCUCCACACAGUUUACUGUUGCCAACGGACAAGUAAGUGUUCGAGGACACAGCACAGACUUCUCAGAGUUCCCUUUAGUUCGAGUCACAGAGACCAGGUCUCAACUGAACUCCUCCCCCGAUGUUUCGACCAGCGAAUCGUUCGGCUGAAGGAAGCGGGGGGAGAACAAUUCAUUUCUGUUAAUAAUUUCAGCGGCACUUUAUCUCAUCUCUCCUGUUUUGCCAAAACGAACCCCAUUGCAAAUAUGUGCUCUUUCUUAAAGCAGUUAGUUAGAAAAGUUAUUCAUGUUUUUGUUUGUUUGUUUGUUUUCUAUACUUUAACCUCACAAAUGGAAAUACUAAAAAUCGAUUAAUUACUAUAAUUAGCAUUUCCCCUUUGAGAAAAAAAAACAUUUCUUGAUCAGAAUGUACAUUAAGAGAUUAAGCGACCAAAGUGUAACGCAAGAGACUGAUGAUCAUUAUUAUUAUUAUUCUGUCAUGCCAUUGCCAUAGAGUUUAUUUUUAAUGUUGGUGUCAAUCAGUUUGCCUUGCACAAAAAAAAAACACACAAAAAAAAAGAUCAAGUCAGUCUUGCUGCUUACUGCAAUAUUUCCACGUGUUCAGAUGUAGGCUGUGUUUAUGUCUGCCUUUUUGUUCUGACUGUAGCUACCUCCCCCUGGCUCUUUAUCUGAUCAAACCACAGAGUUUGUGCUCAUUGGUGGAACCUUUUUUAUUCCAGCUGUCUACGGAGAAACGAUGAGAACACGACAACGUUUUUCAUUUCAUACUUUUAAGUCACUUUAUUCCACCGGGGGUCCGUCAUGAAUGGUACAGGAAAGAUUCAACUGAUUGUAGUUAUCUGAUCCGGAACAUUUUUCAUUUAAAGAUUUGGGUCUAAUGGCCAGAAAUGAGGAAUUAUAGUUCUCAUCCACAGCUAGUUUCCCUUUGUUGGCGACUGAUUUUACAGAUGUGACUCAAGUGCAAGACGGGCUGCGUAAUAGAAAAUAAAAAACGUCCGGGCUGCGUUAGAAUUAAAAAGUUUUGUUUUAAAACGAGCUUUUUGUCCCCCCAGAACAGAUUUAGGCAUCAAAUAGCUGCACACAUGUAAUGGUUGCAGGAUAAUUCUUCUUUUCUUUUGGUAGCGUUCGUGAUUUGUAGUGAGAUUACUUAACAGGAUUGUGCUUCGCGUUUGCACAAUUUGCACAUUCUUCACUACAGGGAAUGUAGUUCACGGUGUCACGGUGGAGGAGUUGCAUCAUACCUUUACUUAAAAGUCAAACUUUUUUUUUUUUUGUUGAGUGAGAUGAACCACUUAAAACUCUUGUGUCAGAUUUGAAUUUACAAAUUGUGCUUUUUUUUUUUUGCAUUUGUCACUUAAAAGGCUCUCGUGGCUGCGGUUUGACUUUUGUUCUUGGAACCUAAACAGGCUUUGGUUGGACGAGAACCCCAAAGUUUUAUCAAAACUAUGUUAUGAAUUAUGACAGCACAUGUGGAAAUGAGGUCUUUUAGUCAUUUUGCGUCGUCUGUGCCUUUUCUUUUCAUUUGAUUCCAGCGUUUUCCUCUUUACUCAUUCCUGCAUAUGUACGUUUGUUUUUCUUUUUUUUUUCUUUAACCUUCUAAGGCUACUUAUUCCACUUGCACAAAAACAACAAACACAUAAGCUAUCGACUUAUUCACUCUGUAAUAUGUUAAGAUCUGGGAGCUUUAUUUAAUUUUUUGCCUGUCGUAUUUUAUUAUUUUAGAAUUUUAGCAAAAAAUAUCACCAAGUUUAAGUCUUUUUUUGUGUGUGUGAGUGUGUGUGUGUGUGUGUGUGUGUGGUUGGGAGGACUUAGCAUUUCACUGACUGCAGAAUCACGUUUUAGACGUUUGUAGUUUUAAAUGAUCGUCACCUGUUUGCUAGAAAGCGGUAGUAAAUUAUCACGUCUGUCCAGAAACCUUCAGUAAUAACGAGCGAGGUCUUCGUCACUCUUCGGUGCUCUUGUGUUAAACACGGUUUAGGUUUCAAACGGCUCCCUCUUGUUGCUGCUCCACUGACAAUCAGGGAACAGGCGGCACCACAUUAAUCAUUAUUUUUUUUAACUUUUAUUUCUCCCCUCGUCAAUCAUUCCCUCUAGAAUGUAUAGAAAUGAUCCUGCUGUAAAUACAUUGUAUAUUUUUAUGUUUCUGAGAAGUACUGUUAGAUUUUUUUUUUUGUCGAUAGAGAGGACAAGGCGUGUGCAAGAGACACUUUUUGUCAGUGGAAGGCAUGUUAAUUCCAAGCAUUUAUUAGAUUCGACGACAACAAAAGAAAACACUUCCCGACGAAAUGUGGCUUCCUGAGAAUUGUACAUACCACUGUGUCAGAGGAAAAUGGACACUUUAAAAGAAAGUUCUUGUAAGCUAACGCGGCUGAAUGUGCAUCGGGACAGGGCUUCACGACAUGAUUUUGAAAAUGUUGUUAGCAUCACUUAUUUACCCUCGAAUUCAAUUCAACGUCGGAUUAAUCGACGGAUUCAUUUCAUCCCGAGCGACCUUUUAGAAGCACAGUGCGGACGAGCGAUUCUGCUUUUGUAAAUUGUUCCCCCGUUUCUCGACAAAUUUCAGUUACAAAACUGCUGAAGAUCCAUGAAGUAUACGCGCAGCACCACGGCAUUCUGUUCCUUUUGAUGAACUAUUGUCAGUAACCUGGCCAUAAGUGUCCUUGUAUAAGCUAGAGAUAAAAAAAAAAUAAAAAUAAAAAAAAUAUUUGUUUUGUGUAAAAAGAUCUGAAUUCUGAAUUUUUUGAUAAAAACUAUUUUUGAAACAUGUCAUUUAAGGCACUGAUAUGUACAGUAUAUCAUAUGCAGUCACUCUUGCUACCCUCAUUUAUCUCUGUACAAGUCGUUUGUGUCAAGAUCUUUCAAAUACAGACGGGGAACUUUGACUGGCAUUUUCAUACUUUUUAAGGAACUUGAGGAGGAAGCCUCCUGCUUCCCGGUGAGGUUGGUCUUACGUUAGGUUUAUUUGCAUGGUCUCUGACUUGUUGGGUCGAGUGAACUUGUUUUAUGAAUAAUGUGCAGCUUUAAUUGUAGCUGGUUAAUUUCAGUCAAGUAACCCAUAUGAUUAGAUUUUUUGCAAUAUAUUAUGAUUUGUAAGCAAUCUGAUUAAAUUGUUGUUUUGAUUGUCGUGUGUCAUGUCCUUAUAAAUAAAAAUAAUUCACAGUA